AUUGUUUUCUUUUUAUCUUAAUAGAGAUUAACACUCCGAAAAUCUGAAAAUUCAAAACCUAAACCUAAAAAGGAUUCCGACAUUGUAAGAGAGAGGAUAAUCCGCAGAGCAGCAUUGGAAUUUGAAGAUGGCAUGUAUGCAAAUCUGGGAAUUGGUAUUCCAAUGUUGGCCAGCAACUUCAUCAAGAAAGACAUCACAGUACAUCUGCAGAGUGAAAAUGGCGUUCUUGGGCUGGGUCCAUAUCCCACUGAAGAAGAGGUAGAUCCAGACCUUAUCAAUGCAGGUAAAGAAACGGUUACAAUACUUCCAGGAGCAUCCUUCUUUUCCAGCGACGAGUCAUUUGCCAUGAUUAGAGGAGGUCAUGUUGAUCUGACUAUGUUGGGUGCAAUGCAGGUGUCUAUGUAUGGUGAUCUUGCAAACUGGAUGAUUCCUGUGAGUACAGAUGUUUAUAUUUUAUAUAUGUUUUUUUUUGUUUUUUGUUUUUUUUUGUGCUGCAUUUUGUCUUAAAGGGACAGUCAAGUA
Molecule: messenger RNA, 522 nt
Organism: Bombina bombina (fire-bellied toad)
Lineage: Eukaryota; Metazoa; Chordata; Amphibia; Anura; Bombinatoridae
Product: succinyl-CoA:3-ketoacid coenzyme A transferase 1, mitochondrial-like
Exons: 5
Coding region: 133-507 (124 amino acids)
Cellular component (GO): mitochondrion
Molecular function (GO): succinyl-CoA:3-oxo-acid CoA-transferase activity
Source: RefSeq, a predicted model, not a curated record